CACUACACGAGCUAAACAGCUGCCCGUGGGGCCGGUGUCUUGGGUCGUCGGACUCUCAAAGGAGCGCACGAGCGUGAGAGAGGAAGGAAGCUCCGCGAGGGACGAUCGGAGGAUGGCUCCAGGCGCUGCAGCGGCGGAUACGUCGACGCAUGCCUACGGCGAAGCGUCGUACUGGGACCAGAGGUACAGCAAAGACCGAGGCACCUUCGAUUGGUACCAGAAAUACCAAAGCCUCGGUCCGCUCUUCGAUCUCUACCUCCGCCGCCACCAUCGCCUCCUCCUCGUCGGAUGUGGGAACUCAGUUCUUGGUGAAAGCAUGGUUGAUGAUGGUUACCAAGAUGUUGUCAACAUUGAUAUAUCAUCUGUGGUGAUAGAAGCUAUGCAGGAAAAGUAUUCUGAUAGACCGAGGCUCAAAUAUAUCAAAAUGGAUGUACGAGAAAUGAGUUCUUUUGAAUCAAGUUCAUUUGACGCUGUUAUUGACAAAGGAACUCUUGAUUCUCUCAUGUGUGGACCUAAUGCUACAGAAAAUGCAACUAAGAUGUUGAAGGAAGUUGGCAGGGUUCUCAAUGACAAAGGAGUAUACAUUCUGAUCACCUAUGGCGAUCCAAGUUAUCGAUUGAAUCUGUUAAGGGGUGUUGAACUUUGGAAUAUAAACAUGCAUGUAAUAGAUAGGACAGAGAAGACUCCAGGGCAGAAAGCUUGGGAAUUGACCACUCCAUUGCCAUUGAAUGAGGAUGGUAGCUCGGUUUCUGCAGUUCUUGGUUCAAACCCUGAAGUCCAUUACAUAUAUGUCUGUAUCAAGGGUGAACGCCGAUGAGCAAAUCAACGUACACACAGAUUCUAGAGGUAAAAGAUCCCAUGAUUAUGGACCUUGUACUACCACGACACUGCAGUGAAGGAAAGAAUCAAUUUAUUCCAUUUCUGUUCCCUGAAAGGACUUGAGCUGGAUUUUCAAGUUAAUUCUCGUGAUGAAGUUUGUUGUACGUUUACUCUUCUCUUCUUAUUGGUUUGUGUAUGUCAUCGUUUUUAAAGAUAUGAGAGGCUAGAUUGGUACUCUUUCUUGUCACAUCUUUCUGUUAGAGUUUGCUGAAAUUAAACUGUGUGCAUGGCGAUGUCGCCUUUCUUUCGUUGAACAUUCCUAAUUCAUUAAACAAUGAUAUUGUUGCCCAUUUUUGUUUGUAGUUCUUAUAGUAAUGCAUGUUAUUGCUGAGCCU
Messenger RNA from Zingiber officinale, 1214 nucleotides. Its product is annotated as EEF1A lysine methyltransferase 4-like. Gene Ontology annotation, molecular function: S-adenosylmethionine-dependent methyltransferase activity. The transcript is spliced from 9 exons. The coding region runs from base 113 to 817 and encodes 234 amino acids. Lineage: Eukaryota; Viridiplantae; Streptophyta; Magnoliopsida; Zingiberales; Zingiberaceae. The record is from RefSeq and is a predicted model, not a curated record.